AUGAUUGAUAAGGUCAUUAGUUUGAUAAAUUUCGGAAUCUCCAGUUUUCUUUCACCAAUUAAGAACUUCUUCAUCAUACCAAUAUGGUACAUUGGAAAAAUUUUAAUAGUUACUGCUUAUUUACCAUUUUAUCCAAUUUUAUAUACUUCGCAAAUUAAAGAGAUUGAUAUUUUUCAAAUUUAUGAAUUCGUGGUUAAUUUUUCCCAAUUCAUCAUUGUAAGUGUAUUCUUCGGCAUGGUUUCAGGGUAUGUUCUUAGUAAACAAUUACUUAUUUUGAGUAAUUUGAAAUUUAGUGACAAACCUUUGAUACCCGUUUUACCCCAUCAAAAUAUGAGAAGUCGUAAUGAUAUGAUCCAAGGAUCAAUUAAUAGAAUCAAAGAACGUAGAACUUAUGUUGAAGAGUAUUCCAAUUCACCUGGUCCGAUCGUUAAACAGGAGAGUGAAUUCACCACCGAAUUUUUGGAAUCAAUAAAAGAAGAUGAAUCUGAUAGUGGACCCUCAAUUAAAACUGAAGAAACAAGAAAUGAUACAUUGUUUGAUAAGUAUUUGGAUGAAACAAAAUUGACAUCCAUUUUGGAGGAUUAUAGUGAUAAAGUUGAUGAUAUUAAUGAAUAA
Messenger RNA from Yamadazyma jaroonii, 615 nucleotides. The record is from the annotation of a GenBank genome assembly. Lineage: Eukaryota; Fungi; Ascomycota; Pichiomycetes; Serinales; Debaryomycetaceae.